Messenger RNA from Mytilus californianus (California mussel), 9849 nucleotides. RefSeq lists its product as uncharacterized. Gene Ontology annotation, molecular function: DNA binding; chromatin binding. The record is from RefSeq and is a predicted model, not a curated record. Gene Ontology annotation, biological process: chromatin organization; regulation of DNA-templated transcription. Bases 107 to 4036 code for a protein of 1309 amino acids. Gene Ontology annotation, cellular component: nucleus. Lineage: Eukaryota; Metazoa; Mollusca; Bivalvia; Mytilida; Mytilidae. The transcript is spliced from 15 exons.
AAUUCAUACGCCUCAAAGAUGGCGGGAGAAACAUGAUUGUAUAUUAGAGAGCAAGUUAUCACUGUGAAAGAAGCAAACUCCUGAAUAUUUAACCUCAACAUAAAAAAUGGAAAAUUCACCUGGCAGAGAACUUAGAAAUCGUGUCAGACAGUCUCCAUCUUCAUCACCAGCAGCAGCAAGUCAACGUAUCAGGUCACCACAUUCCUCCCCAUCACAACCAGGAAGUAGUUUAUUAAAUGGAGCAUUUAGGCUGAAAACUGCAACAACUAAUAGGUCAGAUGUAGAAGCUGGAGGACAGUCUAAUCCUACAGUUAUAAAUGUUGAAAAUGGCAGUUUUGGAAAACAUUCCUUAGGGACAUCUGCUCAUAACCUGCAGGAAAAUCAAAGUUCAUUUCACUCAAAUAACAUUUUUAUUGACAGUUUGACAAUGGAUUCUAUAUCAAAAACUGGGACUGUCCAGACCAGUUCUUUAGAUAUUAAUUCAAACAUGAGUCUCUUUUCAACUGUUUCAGUAGCGUCAUCUUAUGUUGGAACCUCAGUUUCAGGACUUUCUGGACGAAGAAGUAGGAAGCAAAGUAGCCCGAAGAGAGCAAGAACUGCAUCUAAUAGUCCGGUUCAAAUGAAAUCAUUUCAACCACCACUGUGGGAUGAAAAAUUAGAGUCUACACCUAAAAAUGCCAGAAAACGUCCUAGGAAAAUUUGCUAUGUUGCUAUUGAUGACUCUCCAGCUUCAUCUCUUAUAGAUCUCACAAAUGACUGUUCUAGCAGUGAGAAAUGUCCUGUAUCAACCCCACUAGGUUACAGCCCAUUAGGUUGUAGUCCAAAAUUAUCAGUCAAAAAAGGUAGAGCAGGGAACCAGAUUAAUAAGGCUAGUCCAAGCAGGGCUAUGAAAACUAGCAUAUCAGAUGGCUCACAACCUUCUCAAUGUUUAUCACCAAAAGCCAGCAAGCUGAUAGAUAAAUCUUCAAGCCCCAAGGCAGUUUGGAAACCUUUAAAUGUUGAAGUUUUCAAGGACUGUAAUAGAAUUGUAACCUGCAGUCCAAAAGCUGAAAGGUCAAGUCCAAGAAGUGGACGUAAAAUUGACAGCAUCAGAAGUCGACCUUCUCCAUUGAGAAAUAGUCCUAGAACAAUAGGUAAAAACAGUCCAAAAAUGUCCAUGUCUCAGGCAGUAAGUAAUAAUAAGAGAAAAAGAAGACAAAUGGAAAAUUUGGAGGGUCCAAAAGCCAAGAGAUCUAGAAUCAUUAGUGCAGCAAGUUUAGAAUCCAGAAUAGUUAACAGUCCCAGGCGUAACCUUGUACGAGCAGCCAAAGAAAGUCCUAAAAAUUAUAAGGAUUACUCUCCAAAAAACUUGAAAUCUGAUCAUGAAAGUUCUCCAAAGAAAUCCCCUCAGCAUCUAAAAUCAAAUGCUAAUGAAUCUGAGCGAAAAAUCUCACCAGUCUGCAGGAAAUUAAACAACGAGAGUCCAGGUAAAAAAAUGAUGAAUAAUUCACCAGCUAAAAAAUCACCAACAAGUUCUCAGGGUAAAAAAUCACCAAUAAGCUCACCAGCUAAGAAAUCACCUAAUAGUUCACCAGCUAAGAAAUCACCCUAUAAUUCACCAGCUAAAAAUUCACCCAGUAAUUCUUCAGCUAAGAAUUCACCUACUACAUGUAGUUCUCCAAGUAAAACAUUGCCUAAUAGCUUUCCAGCAAAAAAAUCGCCUAAUAGUUUUAUAGAUACUUUUGUAAAUUUUGUAGUUCAGUGUAAAACAGGGGUGAAGAAAACAAGUACAGAAGUCUCUGAAAAUGAAAAUGUAAAAACUUCACAGAUGGUAAAGAAAAUUGAAAAACAAGGCAGUGAAGCAGAAGGUAAUUCAAGUCCACAGAAAACUCAGGUUGGAAAGUCUGAAAGUGAGAUUUUAAAGAAAAGUACCAAUUCUGUCUCAAAAGGACCAACAGCUCCUAAUGUGGAUCUCCAAAAGUCAACUGAAAUUUGUUCAGCAAAAAAUAACAGUCCAUUUAAAUUGCAAGCAGAAAGUCCAGUCAAGGUCAAAGUAGAACCAGCAACACCAUCUUCUGAAACAAAUGAUCCGUCCACUUCUAAAUUUAACUUUGAUGAACAAUUAUUGCAACCAAAUAGUGCAAAGUUACAAGAGGAAAAAGCAAAUAGGCGUAUUGUUAGACCAAGGAAAACUGUAGGAAGGCAGAGGAAAAGUUCGGGAGGAAAUAGAGGCAGACCUUCCACUGGAAAGAGGAAGAAAGUGAUGUUAAGUCCAUGUAAAUUUCAAAUUAACCAGGAAGUGCUUGCUAGAUGGUAUGAUGGUCUGUUCUACUUAGGAACUGUCUGUAAGGUAGAUGAGCGUGGAAGAAAAUGUUACGUAAGAUUUGAGGAUGAUUCUGAGUAUUGGAUAUUGUUUAAAGAUCUACAGAAAGGUGCAAAUGAAGGUGAUGUUAGCUGUUGUCUAUGUCAAACAGAUGUGUCGGAUAAACCUAACGAAAUAGUUCUCUGUGACAACUGUGGACUAGGCUAUCAUCAGGAAUGUCACAACCCUAAUAUUUCCACAGAAGUAUUGCAGCCCGAUGUGGAAUGGUGUUGUCGCCUCUGUGUAUUUGCUGCAGCUGUUAAGAAAGGUGGUGCCUUGAAGAAUGGACCAGAUGCAAAAGCAUUACAAAAAAUGAAGCAAACAUUCCCAUAUGAUAUAAACAAGUUAACUUGGGAUGCUCAGCACAAGACGAAUGUUGAACAGUGUUACUGUUAUUGUGGAGGCCCAGGAAGCUGGUUCUUGAAGAUGUUACAAUGCUGUAGGUGUAGACAAUGGUUUCAUGAAGCCUGUAUACAAUGUUUAGAAUAUCCUCUGAUGAAUGGUGACAGAUUUUAUUUAUUUGUUUGUUCCCACUGUAACAUGGGACCAGAAUACAUCAAAAGACUAGAUUUAAAAUGGGUGGAUGUAGUACAUUUAACUCUGUACAACCUGACAAUAGAAGGCCGAUGGAACAAAUUCUUUGAUGUUGAUACCAUUGUAGAUUUCAUCACCAGUAAUUUAGAAAAUCUACAAGUAAAUUCUUUGUCAGCUGACAAAGACAGUAUACGAGAAAAAGUUGUUAACUCAUUGAAUGGAUAUAAAUCUAGAUUCACAAAUCAGAAGGAGAACAGAAAGAAGCCUAUGGGUAAACCCUGCUUUGGUCUACGAGUGAGGAUACCACCACCUGCACCUAUGGUCAUGUUGCCCCACACAGGUCAGGUCAAUCACGAAGUAAUGAUGUCCUACAAAGAAAAAGGCAAAAACUUUAAAUGUUUUAUGCCGUCACAGUGUACAUCACCAGUAUGCUUGCCAUGGCAGAGCAAACAGAAAGGAUUAGAAAUAGAUGUUUCCAUAGCAUUCAAGUCUGACAAAGUACGCAGGAAUCUUCUUCAGAAUGCAUCUGGAAAUCAAGAGUAUAAAGGUUAUGACAGUGAAAACUCUGUUCCUACAGACAUGGUAGUCAAUCAGCAUUCUUUAGAGGCACUUAUACCUCCGCCCAAAAACUUUGAAGGUUUUAAUCAUCCAUUUAAACAUUUCUUUGAACAAGAAGAAGAGCUUGCACAUCAUAAACGAAAAAAUGAAAUUAUUAAUUAUUUGUUUAUGGAAUAUGAGAGUGAUAUUGUGUCUCAGAGUUCAGUUGAGUCAGCUGUUUCAUCUGUUAAAGAUGAUCCAACCAAGGCUAUACCUACUCCGCCACCAUCGAUCACCUCAGGGAAUUCUAAAGUAGAGAUAAAGAAUAUUAUAAAGUCUCGUGGACGUAAACGUAAAGCUGCAGACACACCCACAGAGCCAAUGCGGCAGAGUAAGCGGAAACGAGUUACUACAUCAUACUUUAAUGUUCUAGAUGUACAAACAAUAGAAAGUGUAAAAUCUAAGCCUGUAAAUAUGGCUCAGAUUAGAAAUAAUAUGUGUCAGUACUUUGGGGCAGCUGAUCGUCUCAGAAAAGGGGAGAAAUACAAUGUGUUUGGUAAACAUGUCACUAAUGAUGGGAAAACAAAGUAUUUAAUUCAGUGGGAGGGUUUACAGACCAAAUGAUGAAACUUAUGCUAAAAUGUACAUUGAAUGGAUAUAUAUUUGUCAUUACUUUUUGGCAAAUAAUAGUUGCAUGAAAUUUGCAGAUUUGGUAGGGGAAAAAAGGAUUUAAGUAGCUUGAAGUAACAUGGUUUAAACUUAAGGGUGACUGUUUCAAAAUAUAUAUAAAAUAUCAUUAUUUAGAUUUGUGAACUGCACAAACUGAUUAAAGCAGAUUAUAAAUUCUUAAAUGAAUUGCAAAUACUUUAAGGAUAUAUAUAUCUCGACUGCACUUUUUGUAAUGCUAUUUUGAAUUUUUUUAAUACGAACACAACUUAUUUGUUAUAGAUAGGAUGAGAAGAAAGACAAAAUAAAUAAAUUAUUUUUGAAUUCUUCAAAAUAAUUUUCAAUGAUUUCAAAGUACAUGUGUAAUUUUUAUUAAAAAUAUUGUGUAUUAAGAAAUGCCUUUUGAAAACUGCAUCAGUGAAGCCAUUUAUAAUUUAAUAUUGUCUAUUUCACAUUAUGUUUUGUUUAAUUAUUAUUCAGAAGGUCACUUUUAUUACAUGUUUUUGAUAAUACUUAGUUAACAUUGUCAACAUCCAAGACGUAACACCGUUUUGCCAUUAUUAGCCGUUAUUUUCCAUUAUAUUUAUAUAUUUUCAUGAUCAUUCAUAUUUAAAAACUUUUACAAGUAUCAUUCUUCAAAAAGGAUGAUUUACUGCCAUUUGAAAGUUUGAAAGGAAAACCUGUAUUGUAAUUCCCAUUUCACACGAAAUUUAUAGUGAAAUUGAAAACUUUAUGAAAAAUGAAAUUACCAUGAUCAAUUCCUGAGGAAUUAUCAGUUUUAAGGCAUUAAAAUUAUUGCAGUUUUAAACUGUUUUAUUCCACAAAUUUUUCUUUAACAAAAACAGGUACGAAUUAUCUUCCAAUUAAUAAUGAUUCUGACAUUAGAUCCCAAACAAAUAACCAAAUUAGUGUGGAAAAUAUCCAGACCUUUGUAUGAAAACCCUUUGAGCCAACUAUUUAAAAAUAUGAAAUAUGUCAGACUAAAUGUUUUAAAAAAUAGGAAACAUAAUUGUCUCCCUUAUUCAUGCAAAUUUGUUCUUUAUUUUAAAUGUCAGCAACUUGGAAAAGGCAGCCAAUUUUUUUUACACAUUCUCUACUGUCUUGAUACUAUAUCAUAUUAUGUGGGUCAAUCCAGGGAACAGGAUGAUUUUAUAUCCUGAAUAAAAUUUGAGAGUGUUAAUGUAAUAUAAAAUAUGUAAAUUAUUGUUCAUAUGUACAGUUUGUUUGUUUUACUGAAAAAUCCUCCCUGAUCAAAAAUAUGCCAGAUACUUACUUGUGUACAUUCAUAGAUUUGAAUAUGUAAUUGAUUUAUUUUAAUACUUGACUUAAUAUUUAUGCAAAUAUGUUUAGCAUUUAAAAACUUAAAAACCAUGGAGGUAAAAAAAAAAUAUACCGAAAUUGAAACAUUUGUGUCACUUUUACAGAUAUCUGAAAUUUUACAAUUUGUUGGAAUACAUAACAUUUGAAGUAAAAGCUAUUUCCAAAAAGUAGAGGGAAAACGAAACACCAAGUCUCUAUAAUGUUUUCCACUGUUAUAUUUAGGUAAAGCUUAGUAUGAACAAUACUACCAAAGGCACUACAAUAAGUUUUUUAAUGUAUUUUUUCUUGCGAGAGCACAAAAAAUAAAACCAAUUUCACAUACUUGUCUCAUUAUGAAAGAAAAUUGCACUUAACGAGAAUGAUGUAAAUCCAAAAUUUGAAAUGUAUCACUAUGAAUGCUAUGUUUUAGUUGAUAUAACCUUAUAGAGGGUUGGGAUUACAACCGAGUAAGCACUGUGGUGAUAAAUUUUUGAUGAUUCUUGAUUUUUGUACAUGAUAUAAGUUUCACCUGGCAUGUUUUCGAUCUGGCUAUCAGUCUCUGGGAACCCAAAUGUGUUCACUGUGUAUAAAUGUAAAUUAUUUUUGUACAGCACUGUUUGAAAAAUUAUAUAACAUCUAUAUCAUGAACAAAUGUGAUGAAUGGUUGCUAUGGUAAUACAUUUAUUUUUGUGUAUAUUUUAGUUUUAGUGCUACCAAACUUUCUGUCGCAAAUCUAAAUAGAAAUUAAGAUUUUUAUAAUCAGUUUGAAAUAGGAAGUUGUUAUUUGAGUAAGGAUAUUAAAUUUGGUGAUUUUAAAAUUAUUUGAUGUGGAAAUGACAGCUAGUUUGUGUUUAAUGUUUAUUUCUUUAAAUAGUAUAUAUGUAUUGUUGCCUUAAAUCAUUUUUUUAGAGUCUAAAUGUACUGAAUAUUUUUGGGGCUGAUCGUUUUAAAUAGAAAGAUAAUUGUUUGUUUAUACGUUAUAGUGGAAUAACUGUUGUUGAUAGUCUAAAAGUUUAAAAGCUUUUGUGAUAAGGUGAUAAUGUACAAGUUAUUAUUAGAUUUUCACAGCAAUUUUUGUGAGCUAUGUUUGGCAUGUAGAAUGUUAAAGGAGAACAAAACAUUGAGAAAAUGACGUGUAUAAAAGACAAAUGUAGAAGGCAAAUCUAGAAGAAACAUUACUGAACAGUAAUGAGUAUAUAGUCUUGGUAAUCUCUUUUUUAUAUUUAUAUUUUUGGCUAUUUAAGUCUUGAUCAUUCAGGUGAAAUAAAUUAAGUAAUGGUCAUGUUAAAGUUUAGAAUUUUAUGCAUUAUAUCCUUGCAGAAGUAGAUUGUUGAUUAAUUUCUGUUCAAACAUAGUCUUAAUACCGGUUUAUAAAAAAAAAAUAUUGUUUGAUUUUUAAAAGGAAGUAAAAAAAAUACAGGUUUUGAAAGUGUGAUUCAAAAUAUAGAAAUAGCUAUAUUUGAUAUGUGUGAAUUUAAGAGAAGUUAUAGUCUUGUUACAUUUCAGAACUUUAUACAUUAUUGCAGAAUAACAUCCUUCUGAAGUUAAUUGUUGAGUUAUUUCUGUUCAAAUGAAGUUCAUGAGAUUUCAGAAUUUAUAGAACUGAAAAUGGAAGUAAAAAUAAGCAAUUAGAAAUUUAGGAAAUAGAACUCACCAGUUGGAAAAUGCAUUAACUAACGCCUGUACUGGCUUUGGUUUAAGAAUACUAUUUGUCUGUGAGCCUGUAAAAGUUGGGGUUUAAGAAUACUAUUUGUCUGUGGGCCUGUACAAGUUUGGGUUUAAGAAUACUAUUUGUCUGUUGGCCUGUACAAGUUUUGGUUUAAGAAUACUAUUUGUCUGCGGGCCUGUACAAGUUUGGGUUUAAGAAUACUAUUUGUCUGCGGGCCUGUACAAGUUUGGGUUUAAGAAUACUAUUUGUCUGUGGGCAAGUACAAGUUUUGGUUUAAGAAUACUAUUUGUCUGUGGGCAAGUACAAGUUUUGGUUUAAGAAUACUAUUUGUCUGCGGGCAUGUACUUGUUUGGGUAAAGAAUACUUUUUGUCUGUUGGCCUGUACAAGUUUGGGUUUAAGAAUACUUUUUGUCUGUUGGCCUGUACAAGUUUGAGUUUAAGAAUACUAUUUGUCUGUGCGGGCCAGUACAAGUUUGGGUUUAAGAAUACUAUUUGUCUGUUGGCCUGUACAAGUUUGGGUUUAAGAAUACUUUUUGUCUGUGGGCAUGUACAAGUUUGGAUUUAAGAAUACUAUUUGUCUGUUGGCCUGUACAAGUUUGGGUUUAAGAAUACUUUUUGUCUGUGGGCAUGUACAAGUUUGGAUUUAAGAAUACUAUUUGUCUGUGGGCCUGUACAAGUUUGGAUUUAAGAAUACUUUUUGUCUGUGGGCCUGUACAAGUUUGGGUUUAAGAAUACUAUUUGUCUGUGGGCAUGUACAUGUUUAAGCUUAAGAACACUAUUUGUCUCUGGGUAUAUUUUCCUGAUUUAAUGUUUUGUACAGUUGAAAAGAGUUUAUCUAAUUUUUUGCUUUAUACUAAAACUCUUUGUAAUUCCUAUGCAACAAAAAGUAUUGUGAUUGGGGCAGCAUUUACAGAUUUCUGAGACACCAUGAAUAAGUGUAAGUUACCUUUUUGAUAAAUGUUCCAUGAUUGAAAAUAAUUGCUUUUAAUUGAGCUUUUGCCAUUCUUUUAUGUCCAUCGUCCAGUAUAAACCAGUGAAACCACUGGACCAAUUUCAAACAAACAUGGGCUGAAUGAUUCUUAGGUUAUAUAGUAUAAUGUUUGUGUUAUUUACUCUUGUCCCUCAAGAAACAUUACUGCAAUGACUAUAAAAUAGAACGCAAGUGUAAAGUGCAGUUUUUGGCGUAUCUCUCAAAAACUAGAACAGAUAAAGCAAAGCUGUGUUGGGUAAAAUGAUAAGAAUAUUGGGAUUUAUCUGCCAUGAAAUUUUCAGACCAAUCCGACAACUCUUUUUGGAGUUAUUGCCCCUGAAUUAAUAAGUUUUAUGAAACUAUUCUGUGUUUGGUUAUUAUCUUGAAAACUAUUAGGCAAAAUUGUUCAGCAAGUUAAGAUGUACAAAUAGGUGAAACUGAUCGAAAUUGUAAAUUGAUGCUUUGUAGGGAGUUAUUACCCUAGAAAGACAAUUUUUAUUAAAUUUUCAAGUGUUUUUUCAGAAAUGAUUUUUUUCACCAUGUGAGCCUCUUGUGGUUACGUCAUGGCUGUAGACAGAGAUGAAAAUUUGUAUUUCUGGUUUUAAUUGUAUAUUAAAAAAAUUGUUCUCAUAUCAUUUUAAAUAUUUAACUCUGAACAGACUUAUAUUAUCUUCUGUUUGCCACUCUGUAUUCUUACUUUACCAAUGUUUUAUAGAUGUACAUAUUAUGUUUUAAUUAUUGUAAAAAGAUGUAUCUUUUAAAAGUAUUUCUUUGACCUUGUUAUUUUAGACCUGUUAGAGUUGGUUAUAUUUCAUUUACCAGAACUAUUUAAACAUUCAUGCUUCCCACAGAUUCAUUACAGGUAAAGAUGGGUCAACUUGUAAAAAAAAAUAGUCUCAUAUUGGGAUUGUUGAAGGGCCAAAAGAUUGAAUUCUAAACAAAUCCAUGAAUCUAUUUGAUAUCAUGAUUCAUAUAUAUAUUCUUAUACUUAUGACAUAAUAUGAAAAGAAUAAAAAGAAUUUCCAAAAACAGAGGCGGAUUAAGGGGGCCCCUUAUGCAGCUUCAUAUAUGAUAAAUGCAUAGACUUAAUAAUGAUGAAUAUCAAACCCCCCCUUUUCCCCUUUUUUAAAAUCCUGGAACAGACCACACAAACCCCUGGCUCCUUGAAGAAAACAUGUACAAACAAAACAUACAAGAUAGUCUGACUUGGUUUUGGUACAUGCACAAAAUGUUGGGUUAAACUAGUUUUUGUGUAUGUACAAAUGGACCUGCUUUCUACAGGACACUUGCCAAGGUAGUCACAGGUGCUGACUGAAUACUGACACCAGGCAGAAAAAAAGAACAUUUUAUAUGUUGGAAUGAUUUUAAUGAAGAGGAAUUGACAUGUUUUUAUUAGUUUAGAUGAUUUUGUUUCAAACCAAAAUCACACCUUUAUACAACAAAAGGCUCUAGUUUAUAUGACCAGCAUUUUCAAUCGCUCAGUUGUGGCCCAUUUUAAUAAAGAAUGGAUAUUUGAUCAACAUUUGAAUGCAAAUAAUUUUCUUGUCAUGUCAUCUGUGGGUAUCAUGUCUGUUGAAAUAAAACAUGCCUGAAGAAUUAUCAAAUUGAUUAUUGUAUCAAAUUUCCUUGUUUCUAUGGAAUGUCCUUUGCUCACAAACAGAACAGAAGUUUGAAUUCAAGUUCUUAUGUUAUUCAAAUAAUGGUAGUAUUCAUGUAUUGUUCUUUGACUAUAUAGAAACUCAUUUUCAUAAUGAAAAAAAAGAUAUUUUAAGACAUAUAUAUUAAACUUGUAUAACGAAUUAUUUUCAAUAAAUUGAAUUGAAAAUAAAGAAA